Molecule: messenger RNA, 4887 nt
Organism: Alligator mississippiensis (American alligator)
Lineage: Eukaryota; Metazoa; Chordata; Crocodylia; Alligatoridae
Gene: FAM193B
Product: family with sequence similarity 193 member B
Exons: 10
Coding region: 16-3972 (1318 amino acids)
Cellular component (GO): cytoplasm; nucleus
Source: RefSeq, a predicted model, not a curated record
AAUGAGCCCUUCGCCAUGGGGCAGGACAGGAACACCGCCCCCCUCCCCGGGGUCUUGGCUGACCUCGGCUGCAAAGAGCAGGUGGUUGCCCAGGUCGUCAGCCAGCAGCUCCUCCGGGAACUUGGCGCGGUAGUCGCGGCUGUGCCGUGCGGUGGGGAUGCACUCGUCCAUGAUGCGCUGGAGCACGGUGAGCAGGCGCACCUGGGUGAGGGCCACCCAUGUCAGGCUGCAGCACGGCCCAGCACUGCUGCCUCCCAGCAGCCCGGGGCUGGCCCGUUCAGCCAGGACGGCCGGGCCCACGCCGCCCCGCGUACCUGGCUGAGGUGCAGCUGGCUGAGCAGCACCAGGUACCGCUGCGGGUCCAAGUCCGCGUCCAGGCAGCUCAUCUCCGUCACCGCCCGGGUCACCUGCUCGUCCGCGUGGAAGAACUGGGCCAGCAGCCGCGGGUCAGAGCGCUGGGGCACGGAGACAGGGCGCCGUCACCCCACGGGGACAGGACAGCCACCGCCCCGCAGCUGGACGGGUGCCCGCCCGCCCCGGGCUGGCUCGGGGCGGGGCGGGGCCCCGUGGUCCAGGGGCGGGGCUUCGGGCCCACGCGAAUGCCGCCGCCCGGGCCGGCAAGGGGCGCGGCCGCCCUGGGCCGGCUCCUCCCCGGGCCUCCGCUCAGGCACGCACCGACGAGCGCCGCUGCCCGGCCGCCGGGAGCGGGCGGCAGCUCCGGCUCGGGCCGCGGCACGGCCCCCGCUGGGGAAGCGCGCGGCAGCGCAGUGGCGGGGCCCUUCCCCGCCCGCCCCGGGGGCACCGCCGCGGAGGUCCCGGGGCACGGGCCGGGCCUGCGGGGGCAGCGGAGCGGGGACGAGCCGGGGCCCCACGCCCGCCGCCGCCCGCGCUCACCUUGGGCCGCUGCAGCCACCGGCGCACGGCCGCGGGCAGCAUGGCCAGUCCGCCCGCCCGGCCCGCCCGGCCCGCGCCGCGCCUGGCACGUCCCGGCGGCGCCUCCCGCCCCGCCCCGCCCCGCCCACAGCCCCGCCCCGCCCCGCCCCGCGCGUGCGGCUGCGGCGCCGCCUCCGGCCGCGGGGGGCGCUGCGCGGGACGGGAGCCGGGCGGGCGGCGGCGGCGGGGCGGGGCAGGCGGGGCGGGGCGGGGCGGGGGCGCCGCCAUGUUGCCUGUUGUCCUGGCGGCGGCGGCGGCGCGAUGACCCGCAGGCGGAACCGGGCGGCGGGCGGCGGCGGCGGCGGCCUCGGGCCGGGCCGGGAGCGAGAGCGGGGCGCCGCGCCCCCGGACCCGCCCGCGCCCCCCGAGCCCGCGCCCGCCCCCGCCGCGACAGGCGGCGCCGAGCCCGCGCGAGCCCCGCAGGUGCUGCCCACCGCCAGCCAGUCGGUGCAGACGUGCUGCCUGCUCUGCCACCGGGAGCGCAAGGACUGGAGCGGCCCGUCCCACAAUGGGCUGGUGUCCCCGGGCGAGCGGCUGCCCCCAGACUUCGUGCCAGCCCUGGUGCAGAACCUGCUGGGGGAGAUGCCGCUGUGGAUCUGCCAGAGUUGCCGCAAGAGCGUGGAGGAAGAAGAGCGGCGGGCUGUGCAGGAGCAGGCGCUGGCGGUCUCCUUGUCGCGCACGUCCUGCAAGGCACAGUCCUGCGGUGGCGGCUCCCACUCCUCGUCCUCAUCCUCGUCAUCCUCCUCCUCGUGCCACGGGAACUCGGGGGACUGGGACCCCAGCUCUUUCUUGUCCGCCCACAAGCUCUCGGGCCUCUGGAACUCCCCACACGCCAAUGGAGCUGCACAGGGCAGCCCCGCAGGGCCCCCCACCGCGCUAGGUGAGAAGCACACGGGCCUGGCCCUGUCUGCAGAGUGCGUUAGCCAGGCCCCCACAGUGGCUCCGGGGCUCAAGGCCUGUCCCUACAGCCACGCGGUCUCCCCAGCCCCCAGCGGUGCUGCCCCGAGCACGCCUCUGCCUACCUCACUCGACUUCUGCAAGGCGCUGCCCAAACAGUUCAAGAGCAUGUGCCGGAGACCCACCCCACCAGGCGAAGCCUUCCAUGCCCCGGAGCACCAUCGGCACUCGGACCUCACCGCCCCGCCCAACAGCCCCACCGGCCUCCCCACCCAGCCCCCCGCGCUGGCGCCUGCCAAGCAGCCGCCUGCCCACCCGGGCCCCUUCAGCCCCCUGCCGCACGUCCCCCUGGGUACCGCCCCACCAGCGCCGCCCUUCCCCGCGCCUGCCCCCAAGCCUGUGGCCGAGCCGGUCUCCGCAGGCCCCGUCGUGCACAGCCAGGGGACCUACAAGAGCCCACACCUGCCUCCCGCCAACGUGCCCCUUCUGAAGAUGCCACCACCGCUCUCGGGCUGUUCCCACCCCUGCAAUGGGCACUGCAGCGGCGCCCUGAUCCCUCCAGCCACCCCUCACCCACUGCCCAGCGCCAACAGGGACCCUUCGUGCAAAGGGCACAAGUUCACAAAUGGCGCCGGGUGCCACCCGCCCCAGUCGUGUGAGGCAGACGAGGGCCUGGGCGAGGACGAGGACAGCAGCUCCGAGCGCAGCUCCUGCACCUCAUCUUCCACCACCCAGAAGGACGGGAAGUUCUGCGACUGCUGCUACUGCGAGUUCUUCGGCCACAAUGCGCCCCCAGCAGCCCCAACGAGCCGGAACUACGCGGAGAUCCGGGAGAAGCUGCGCUCCCGCCUCACCAAGCGCAAGGAGGAGUUGCCACAGAAGCUGGGCCCGGGCAGUGGUACAGGGGAGCCGGCCGUGGACCACCGUGAUGUGGAUGAGCUCCUGGACUACAUCAACAGCACAGAGCCCAAGCCUCUGAACAGUGCCAAGGCCGCCAAGCGGGCACGGCACAAGCAGAAGAAGAAGGAGAAGGAGAAGGCGCAGCUGGAGGCGGAGGCACAGAAGCGGGUGGAGCGCAGGCCCCUGGCCGGGCCGGAGGACGAGCUGCUGGAGUGGCCGGAGCUGGAGCUGGAGCGGGUGAACAGCUUCCUGAGCAGCCGGCUGCAGGAGAUCAAGGACUCCAUCCGCGCCAGCUUCAGCGUCUACGACCUCAACCUGGACGUGGACGACUUCCCCAAGAAGGCGGCCGUGCUGGAGCAGAAGGGCCUGCUUGCCCACCUCAAUGGCUCUGCUGACCCACCUGACAUCGGCCUUGACCUGGCACCACUCAGCCUGGGCCCUGUGCCGGGUCACGAGCCAGGCCCCCGGUGGGGCGAGCACCCAGGCGAGGCCACUGAGAACGGUGUGGUGCGGCGCCUGAGCGCCGUGCCCAGCCUGUCCCGCAUGAUCUGGGUCCAGUCUCCCAAGGCGAUGGACUCUGGCCAGGAGAGUGGCGGGUCUGGCCCGGAGCCCAAGGGGCCAGAGCCACUGGAGCUGGCACCUGCUGGGGGCAAGCAGAGGAAAAGCAAGCGGCAGAGCGGCCCGGGGAGGAAGGGGGAUGGCCCGGCAGUACUGGGGGGCACAGCCCAGCUGGACGGCCCUGGCACGAAGGGGCAGGUGCUGGGAGCCAAGCACCCUUCGAAGCCCAGCACUGUCUGUGAGCCCCUGCGAGGCAGCAGCGUGGAACCAGGCGAGGUCGGCAAGGGGCAGGGCUGGGGCUGUGGCGGCCCCCGGCCCGAGGAGCGGACCAGCGAGCGGAAAGGCCGGAGGGGUGAGGGCAGGGCCGAGCAGCCGGAGCCCGUGCAGCUGCCCCCCGUGGCCUUCGGGGACCGGCAGACCGCCCAGCCCCCUGCCCUGGCCAGCUCCCCCCAGCCAAAGGGCAAGAGCCGGAAGAGCAGGAACAAGGCGGACAAGGCCAACCCGUCCAUCGACGAUGUGUUUCUGCCCAAGGACGUGGACGGGGUGGAGAUGGACGAGACCGACCGAGAAGUGGAGUAUUUCAAGAGGUUCUGUCUGGACUCGGCAAAGCAAACCCGGCAGAAGGUGGCUGUGAACUGGACCAACUUCACCCUGAAGAAAACCACUUCGAGUGCUGCUCAGUGAGGUGCGGGGGCCCCAGCCGCCCCCGCCGCCCACAGACACUCGCCUCACUGUGCCCCCACCUCCUCCUGGGCUUCCCGGUCACACGAAUGUGGAGCCCCCAGCCCGGGGAUGCCAGGACUGCCCCCCCAGCCUGGCACAGCCCCGGGGCCCUGUCCUCGGCCAUAGGCAGCUGCCCCCGCCCUGCCCCCACCCGCCCCGCCCCGGCCCGGCCCAUAAGGGUACUGCCUCCUCCCGGCGCUCCGCGGUGCCCUGCGGGGAGCUCGCCGGCCUGGCGCUGCCCCGCACCCCGCGGGGAAGGACCAUGCUGGAUCCAAUAAAGAACUUUUUAAUUUUUUAUUUUAUUUAAAAAAAACAAAACCAACUUUUUUGGUUGUUUGUUCCCGGCUCCCUGUGCCCCCGCCCCGCCCCGCCCCGCCCAUGGCUGCCCCGCCGCGGGGGGGCAGCCCCUUGCAGCGGAUGCCAGGGCCGCGGGGGUGCCACACCGCUGCUGGGCCCGGCUGCCCCGGGCAGCCGGGCGGGAGUGCCCCCGCUCGGUGUCGGCGGCGGCCCCGGCCGUGGUGCUUCCCCUCCCGGAGGGAGCAGGGCCCCGCGGCAGUCGGGGCGCCCCCGGUGCUCCCCGCCUGCCGCGGCACGGCCCCUCCCCCGGCUCCGGGAGGCCGUGCCCCUGCGGAGGGGCCGGGGCAGCGCUCCCGCCCGGCUCCCGGGGCCCCCGCGGGCAGGGCCCUGGGCUGGGGCGCGCCAGGCGGCCCCGGGGCUGGCGCGGGGCCCUGGCCGAGCCGCGGCGGGCGGGGCGGGGCGGGGCGGCCCGGCUUGGGGGCGAGGGGCGCCCGGCUGCUUUGUGUUUUUUUUAAACCGUCCGUGACUUUUGAUACUGUGAAUCUUUCUGCUGAAAGAUAAAGAGCCUUUGACACCGAG